UUAUCUUUAAACGGAAUAACAUAAAUCGGACGGACCGAGCCUGAACUAUUUUGACGGUUGCCAAACAGCUUCUAAAACAAAUUAUUCGUCCUCCGUCAAGUGGCUGAGUUUGUCCAUCGCCGAUCAAUUCGUCACUGUCGAUCGUCAUUUUUUGGUGUCCCCUUCUGCUGCUGCUUUUCCAGGGCAGCAAUUAGUUGUUUGAUUGCCUUCUAAUGGAUGCCAGUUCCUUCUGCCACUCUUAGGGGCUUCUAAGAUUUUGAAUCAUUAGCCGCAGUUAUAUAAUUUUUUGUUUAAGAUGCCGUCAUGUUCAAAUGAGCUAUCGACCCAUCACAAUCAUCAGAAUGCUGUCCCUGCUGAUGCAACCUUGUCCAAAUGUGGUGAAAGCCAUUUGGAACACGGGGAUGACAAAGAAGAGGACGAGGAUGGGGAUGAAGAAGAGGAUGUAGAUUUCUAUCCUUUUCUUAAAGAUACCCCAUCUGUGGAAGCUUCUUCAAGCUUGAGCUCUGAAGUUGAAGGUCUGGAUGUUGAUGUUGUUGACAGUGGGGGAAAUGCUUACAGAGAUUUGGUUACUAAUUUGAUGUCAAAGCCACCUUCUCAAAUCCAAGACUAUGCUGUUGGAGAUUCCGAGCACGAUGAGGAGAUGUUGCAAAAUGCAGUUUCUUCUGGAGGAGCAUGUGAAAAAGAAUCAGAAAAAUCUUCUCCCACAGACAUAAGGAAGAGAAAAUCAGAUUCUUGGAUCUGUCAGCCUGAAAAUGAAACUUUUUGUGGAGAAGAAAAUGGCUCAAACAGUGGAGCAGAGGCUAUUAAUGAUAUGACUAGAGAGUGUGGCAAAACAAGACAUUCUAGGAAGCUCAUUAUGGAUGUAGAUGAUGAGGAUGCUAUAUGCAUGCGCACUAGAGCUCGCUAUUCGCUUGCCAGUUUUACGCUUGAUGAACUUGAGACUUUUCUUCAAGAAACGGAUGAUGAAGAUGAUCUUCAGAAUGUCGACGAUGAAGAAGAAUAUAGGAAAUUUCUUGCAGCUGUUUUACUGGGUGGAGAUGGAGAGAGUCAGACGAUUCAAGAAAAUGAAAAUGUUGAUGAUGAAGAUGAAGACAACGAUGUGGACUUUGAGAUAGAAAUUGAAGAGGCACUUGAGAGUGACUUCGAUGAAAAUACAGGUGGUGAGAAACAAGUAAAGGACCACGAGGCAGCUGGUAGACGACCUGAGACUAGGCAAAACCGAUGCCAAAGAUCUUCUGCCCAAUACAAAAAAAGGCUGCUUGAACAGACCAACAGGCCAUUGCGCCCCCUCUUACCAAAUGCAGCAAUUGUACCUUUCCCAGCUUUUGAUGGAAAAAAUUUGGAGACUUCUUCAUCUUGUCUGUCAUCAGCAGCAUCUAACGGUUUAAUAAAUGGUUUUACUCCACAUCAGCUGGGCCAGUUGCAUUGUUUAGUACACGAGCAUCUACAACUUCUUAUUCAGGUGUUUUCUCUUUGUAUUCUUGACCCUUCUCGCCAGUGCAUUGCCUCCCAAGUUCAGGAAAUUAUUUCAGAGAUGCUUCAUAGACGUGAUCAAGUAUUAUCGUCGAGAAGGGUACCAUAUCCCAGUUUUUGUUUUUGCCCUCCUUACAUUCAUCCAUCAGUGCAAGUUGAACCCUCCAAAUCUUUGACAGCACAGAGCACCUUUGGAUCAUCUUGGUCCUUGGAAGCACAGAGAUAUUGUUCUUCUGGAAACAACAGAAUGCUGCCUUCUGAUGUGAUUUCCCCUUUUAAAGAAGGAGGUGUAUAUGUUUCUAACAGGGAGGAGGGUCGCUUUCAAACUACUGAGGGUUCCUUCUGGGUUCCUUUUAUAAAUGGUCCUGUACACUCCGUUCUGGAUGCUGCUCCACUUAAUUUAGUUGAAAAAUAUAUGGAUGACGUUUCUACUGCUUCGUGGGAGUAUCAAAGUCGACAAGUGGAAGCUACUUGUGAUACACGUCUUGAAAGGGUGCCCUUGUUCCCCCUUCCCAGUUUUCAGUCUUCCACUGAAGCUAAUGGUGAAGUAAGAGGAACCACUUCUCCAGCUGCCAACCCAGUGCCGCCUUCUCCAGCUAGUGAUCUACCACCUAAGAAGACAUUGGCUGCUGCACUUGUUGAAAAGACCAAAAAGCAAUCAGUUGCUGUAGUCCCAAGAGAAAUUGCGAAGUUAGCUCAGAGAUUUUUUCCACUGUUUAAUCCAGCCUUAUUUCCACAUGCUCCACCCCCUGCAUCCGUCGUGAACCGGGUGCUUUUCACUGAUUCAGAGGAUGAGUUAUUAGCAUUGGGGUUGAUGGAAUAUAAUACAGACUGGAAAGCAAUUCAGCAACGCUUUCUUCCUUGCAAAUCAAAGCAUCAGAUUUUUGUUAGGCAGAAAAAUCGUUCAUCUUCUAAAGCUUCUGAAAAUCCAAUAAAGGCAGUUCGGAGGAUGAAAAACUCUCCCUUGACUGCAGAAGAGAUGGCACGGAUUCAGGAGGGAUUAAAGGUUUUUAAACUUGACUGGAUGUCCAUAUGGAAAUUCACUGUCCCAUAUAGAGAUCCAUCCCUGCUACCCCGGCAGUGGCGCAUUGCUACUGGAACUCAAAAAAUAUAUAAAUCAAAUGCGGAAAAAAAAGAGAAGCGGCGAUUGUAUGAAUCACAUAGAAGAAAGUGCAAAUCUGCAGCUUCGGCAAGUUGGCAGACUUCAUCUGAAAAAGAGGACUGUCAUACUGAUAAUGCUGGUGGAGAAAAUGACAGUGGAGAUGAUUGCAUGGCUAACAAAGAUGAAGCUUAUGUUCACGAGGCAUUUUUGGCAGAUUGGAGACCGGGUACUUCUUCUAAUCUGUGUGUCCUGAAUGUUAGGGAAAAUAAUCCACCCAGUGGUUUACUGUUGCAAGAGGGUUCUCGUGUCUGGGAACACACUAUUUAUAACAAGACUGGAGAAUCUCAUGCGCAAAGUGAUCAGGAAUUUCCAGAUGCUUUGAAUUACUCUCAGGGACUCCAUAAUUUAGCUCGUUUUGCUCAUGCUAGACAUAGUGCAACAACUCACCCAAUUUCUGAUAUGAGUUUUAGGUCCUCCAAGUCCCAAUUAUAUAUGCGGCCAUAUCGUGCUCGUAGAGCAAAUAGUGCUUGUUUAGUGAAAUUGGCUCCAGACUUGCCUCCUGUGAAUCUUCCACCAUCUGUCCGUGUAAUGUCUCAGUCAGCUUUCAAAAGCUAUCAGGGUGGAGUAUCUACUAGGAUCUCUGCUGUUGUUGCUGGAAAUGGUGAUGCUGCAACAGAAAAUACAGUUCGGAAACUUAGUUAUGCUGCAGAGUCAGGAACCAGCUCUCUAAUAAAAGCCAGAGAGAACAAAAGUAAUUCACUGAUACAUAAAAGCGGUACUCUGCAUCCACAAGAAUCUGGAAUCAGCGGGGAUAAAUGUAUUACAGUAGAAAAAUGCGACUCAGAUCUACAGAUGCAUCCUUUGCUGUUCCAGGCCUCUGAAGAUGCGCGUCUGCCAUAUUAUCCCUUGAGCUGCAGUAAUAAUGCUUGUAGUUCUUUCAAUUUCUUUUCAGGAAAUCAGCCCCAGUUGAAUCUCAGUCUGUUUCAUAAUCCUCACCAAGCAAACCAAGCAAUUGACCCUUUUCACAAAUCUUCAAAGGAAACUACUUCGUCAUCGUGUAAUAUUGACUUCCAUCCACUUCUGCAAAGAGCUCAUGAUGUAAAUAGUGACUCAGUAGUUGCACUUUCAGCUGCCCAUCCGUCUGUUAAUUUGGAUUCAUUAAGAGGCAACUGUGUUCAGCUUCAGGAUUCAUCUGAUGCUGUUCGAACUGAAUCACAGGUCACUAGCUCUCCAAAAGCUACUUCUACUAAACCCUCUAGUCCUAAUGGAAAGGCUAAUGAACUGGAUUUGGAGAUUCACCUAAGUUUUACAUCCAGAAAGAAGAAAGUGAUGGGAAGUACAGAUGUUACCGAGCAUAAUCAAAUGCGGCCAAUCUCAAAUGCUGUGGAUUCUGGAAUUACUAUGGAAACUCAAAACAAGCUAGCUUCUGUUCCGGAUGGAAUAAGCAACAAGGUUAAUUCAAGUGCCCACGCAUUGGUUAUGUCAAGUAAUGUAAAUAAUCAGUCUGUUCCAGAAAUUGUGAUGGAACAGGAGGAGUUGAGUGACUCUGAGGAAGAAGUUGAAGAGUGUGUAGAGUUUGAGUGUGAGGAAAUGGCCGACUCUGAAGGCGAGGGGGGAUCCGACUCUGAACAGAUUGUUGACAUACAAAAUAAGGAAGCUCCAUUUGUGACUGUGGAGAAAGUUGCAGCAGAUGCAGAUUUUGAUAAUCAACAAUGUAAAACAGGGAAGCACUCGGAAGCCAGCACUCUUAAGUUGGAUUUGACAGAGCAAGGGAAAGAUAAACCGAGUAGUUCUUUAAACUUGAGUUUGAAUUCAUGUGGUCCAGGUUGCCCACCAGGUAACAAAACCAAGCCAAAACGUGUAGAAAGUAGAAACAUGGAAGGCUCGGCUGGCAAGAAUUGGAUGUCAGCACGUCCAAGUAGAUCUUGCAAGAAGACAAUGUCAAGUACAAAAGAUUUUAGAUCACAGAAACAGGCUGGGGACAUGCCUCAACAGCUCGAGCUGGGUUCUCUUGCUGUUGACCCAUUGAAGAAACCCAGGAAGCGUGCGUGCAGAACUAAUUCUAGUUUUAAUAUGGGUUGAGUCAAAGAGAGAUUCAAGAUUAAAUACAGUUGCGGCCAUACAGAGCUCCAACCAUGGUUGUAGCAAUGAGUUUGGUUGAUUGUGGCUCUGUUGGGAAAUGCUAGGGUUGGUUUUUGGUUACCCGAAAAAUGGCUACCUUGCAAGUGACAGAAUGGGCAUCAAUCUCAGCUACACGUGGAGGUUGCGAAAAGUGAUCCUCUCAACUAAUCUACCUGCUAAACAAGGCUGCAUGGAGACUGGUCCCUUCUUUGUUAAUAUGAUUUGAUUUUGGCUAAUGGUAUGAGAAAGAAGUUAGUCUUCAAUUUAUUCACGCAUGUUCCUCUAAUGCAAGUGUUCUGCACAGACUUGUGACUUGUACAUAUAGUACAUUGAAGGGAGAUGUAAUGUGCGGUGAAGACAAGUUUUGUGGUGCUAAUAAAAUUCUCAAACACAAUAUGAGCAAGACGAAAAUUACCAAACAAUUUGGCUGUAAGUAGUUUAAAUGUAGUGACAUAAAUUUGGGUGCGUUGUUGAUAA
Messenger RNA from Cornus florida, 5173 nucleotides. RefSeq lists its product as uncharacterized. NCBI's taxonomy places the organism in Eukaryota, Viridiplantae, Streptophyta, Magnoliopsida, Cornales, Cornaceae. Gene Ontology annotation, cellular component: nucleus. Gene Ontology annotation, molecular function: transcription coregulator activity. The transcript is spliced from 9 exons. Gene Ontology annotation, biological process: regulation of DNA-templated transcription. The record is from RefSeq and is a predicted model, not a curated record. Bases 296 to 4657 code for a protein of 1453 amino acids.